AUUUACAAAGCAUUGUUUUAUUUUACCUUAUCAAUUACGACUAUUAUGAUUUCAUAACAAAUUAAUUAAGUAACUUAAUAAUAGCAUAUUAUCAAGAUGGAUUAGAAUUAACCUAAAAAAGCAAUAAAGAGAGCAUAUUGUAGAAAAGGGAGGCCUCCUAUGGUAUUUAGAUCAGAAAGUGAAAAAAUGAGAUAAUUGUUAUAAAUUAUAGAUGAGAAUAAUAGAAUAGAAAACUUGGAUAAAAAAAUCAUUUAAACUACCUCUAGUUCCUAAUUAAAAAAUGAUUCAGAAUAAUAAUAAAGUUCGUAAACAUAAUAAAGUGAUAAAAAAACUUAGAAUGUAACACCUAGUUAGACAUAACUUUAACCAAGUAUAGAAUAAACAACAAAAUAAACUUUGGAAAUAAAAAUAAUAAAAAAAGCAUAGCCAUAAGAAUUGAUGAAUGAAACAUAGAAAAAAAGAUUGAAACCAGAUGACAAUUAUGAAUAAAGAUUUUGUUAGAUGAAAUGUGAAAUGUAAAGUUUUUUAAGUUACUGGAUUAUGAAACUCAAAUCUUCAGUCACUGAAACAUAAUAGAUGGUUGAACAAUUAGAAAAAUUUAAAUUAUGA
Molecule: messenger RNA, 609 nt
Organism: Paramecium sonneborni
Lineage: Eukaryota; Ciliophora; Oligohymenophorea; Peniculida; Parameciidae
Source: the annotation of a GenBank genome assembly